This is a messenger RNA of Cajanus cajan (pigeon pea), 1012 nucleotides long. RefSeq names its product ATPase, F1 complex, delta/epsilon subunit. NCBI's taxonomy places the organism in Eukaryota, Viridiplantae, Streptophyta, Magnoliopsida, Fabales, Fabaceae. The record is from RefSeq and is a predicted model, not a curated record. Gene Ontology annotation, biological process: proton motive force-driven ATP synthesis. Gene Ontology annotation, molecular function: proton-transporting ATP synthase activity, rotational mechanism.
CCAUCCCUCCCUUCAAGUUUCGCCCUUCGCUCUCUCUCUCACCACCCACACACUCACAAACGCACUCCCAUUCCCUCUCUCUCUCUCUCUCUCUCUCUCUCCGACCUAGCGAGACCGAGCGAUCCGUCCCCAAUCUCGCGAUGCUCCGCCGUGCAGCCGCGUCCCUCCUCUCCGGCGCCUCCCGCCGCCGCUUCUCGACCGACGUGGCGGCCGCCCCCGCGGAGGCGGAAUCGAGGUUCGUGGAGGCCUGGAAGAAGGCGAGCCCCAACCUGGAGCCGCCCAAGACCCCGUCCGCCUUCAUGAAGCCCCGACCACCCACUCCCUCCGCUCUCCCCUCCAAACUCACCGUCAACUUCGUCCUCCCCUACGCUUCCCAAUUGGCCGCUAAAGAGGUUGAUAUGGUCAUUGUACCAGCAACAACUGGUCAGAUGGGUGUUCUCCCAGGACACGUAGCAACAAUUGCAGAGUUGAAACCUGGUGUCCUAUCUGUACAUGAAGGGAGCGAUGUGACCAAGUACUUUGUCAGCAGUGGCUUUGCAUUCAUCCAUGCAAACUCGGUCGCUGAUAUAGUAGCUGUUGAGGCUGUGCCAGUAGAUCGAAUUGAUGCAAAUCUUGUGCAGAAGGGUCUUCAAGAUUUCACCCAGAAGCUGAACUCAGCCACAACUGAUUUGGAGAAAGCUGAAGCUCAGAUUGGGAUCGAUGUCCAUAGCGCUCUCAACUCUGCUCUUUCAGGCUGAGUACUGUAGUUGACUCUUUCCUUUUGUAUUUGUUUAUUUCCCCCCACUGUGUGGCAUUGAUUUGUCUCGGUGUAAUCAAAGUUGCUAAAGAACAUUUUCAUCAUGAAUUCCUGUGUUGAAAGUGACUUGAUAAAAUAAUAUUUCAACAGCUUCCAUCUUAGCUCAAGGAUGUUGGGCAAGACCUUGAAAUUAGAAACCAAAGCUUCAUUUUUGUUUUGGAUUAUAUUAUAGGCAAUAUUAUGAAUCAACUCCAUAAGCCGCGCUUUUACUGGUUA